AUGCGAACACUGCUGGAUCACCGUGUCGGCGACGACGAUGACGGCGACGAUGACGACGACCACGACCACGACCACGACCACGACUACGAUCACGAUCACUCAUCUACCACCCAAGGCUUCAUCUUAUUCAUCUCACAUCUCUGCUCAACCAUUCUAUACUUCGUCCGCUGCGUUGUGGUCGUCCUGGCACCUGUCUUCACUCCCUCCGACGUCCCCCUCCCCCUCCUACAAACCGUCGUCACUCCCCAAGACAUGGUCGAAAGUGCUAGCAACAGCUCGCCCGGCAGUCUCACCACCGUCGUCCGUACAGAAGUCAUGACCAUCAAGCCGCCUCCCUCAUACACGACACGCCCUUUUACAACAGGGCUUCCCUCCGUCCCCUUCACCGUCGAAUUUCCCGAACCCUCAAAUGCUGAGGAUGGGGAAAAGAAACGUUGUGCUGCUCUCUGCGACUGCGCCCGUGAUGGUUCCGACGAGGACGCCUUGCUCGAGGUAUACACUUGGAUGAGCCAUCCCCUGUUGGUCGCCACAUCCACCAAGGAGCCCCGUCCCAAGUAG
Drechmeria coniospora is the source of this 558-nucleotide messenger RNA. RefSeq lists its product as uncharacterized. Bases 1 to 558 code for a protein of 185 amino acids. NCBI's taxonomy places the organism in Eukaryota, Fungi, Ascomycota, Sordariomycetes, Hypocreales, Ophiocordycipitaceae. The record is from RefSeq and is a predicted model, not a curated record. The transcript has 3 exons.